CCACACGUUCAUUCAGUCUGUGGACGACUUUGCGCCUGUACGUACCACUCACGCACCGUUACGUUGCUGAGCGCGCACACACACAAACACACAUACAUUGAUAAUAAACACGCACGCAUACAUCGCAAGCAGCGCGUGUGCAUUUUGCAUUUUGCAUUUUGGCAUUCCACUGCCGGCGUGUGCCAGGCAGAGCAACAUUUAACAGCUGCAACUGCAACUGCAACUGCAACGCAACUGCAGCCUGAACAAAAGUAUUCCAAAGAUUUCGCGCGCGCCUAUCUCAAGAAAUCGUCGCGUGUGGCUCAACAACAAACAUCCAGCAAACAUCAUCAACAACAACAACAUCUGCUAAUGCAGCCUCUUCUUAGAGUGUGUGUGUGUGUGUGAUUAAAAAGUGCAACCGAAUGUUCGAUUAAUUACUCUGAUUAUCGGUUUGAUCGCUUAUCUCUCAGUUCGCUCAGUCUCUAACUCUAAAGUGAUAAUUCAAAUCUUAACUCUACUCAAAAGUUCUUACUCAAUACAAUCCUUAAGAGAAACAAAUAUUAUCAAAUUAACGCUGAUAAAAGUGCAAUAAAAUCAACUAAAGUGAAGAUAAGAAAAGAACAAAACUUCUACAAGUCCAACAAAUCAAUCUUCAAUUGCAGCUUUAAUUCUACAAAAAGACGGUGGCGCACACAAUGCGAGCGGAUCAGUGACAUGGCCGAGGGCUGCGAGGACUCUGCCGGCGCCACAGAAUCCACCACGUCACAGUACAAGCUAGACAAGAUGUUGGGCACGGUGUUGCCUUGUGAGGCGGCCGUUGUCGCGACGCCCGGCAGCAGCAGCAGCAGUAGCAACAACAACAGCAGCAGCAGCAAUAUUGUGAAGCGAGAGUUUUGCGAUGGCAACAUUAUGCCUGGUGCUAGUGUCAAUAACAACAAUAGCUCCGCCAGCAAUAACAACAAUAACAAUAACAACAACAACAAUACCAAAUUGCAGGCAUUGAUAUGCGCUGGCAGCAACAACAAUAACAACAACAGCAACAACAACAACAUUAACAACAACAACAGCACUAAUAACAACGCCAACUCAAAUAAUACGAACAGCAGCAGCAGCUCAUCAUCCUCCUCCUCAUCGUGCUCAUCCACAUCAUCGAGCUCAUCGGCCAGCACACUGACCAGUUGCACCACCGCGGCCAUAGUGCCCUCCAAUUGCUCCACAAAUGCCAAUAAAUCGCCCGGUUCCCCCUACUCCCAGAGUGGCAUCGGCAUGACCAUGGGAAUGGGCAUGGGCAUGGGGAUGGGGAUGGGCAUUGGUGUCGCCCUCGCCAGCCCGAUGCGUGAUGUCAGUCCGCUGCCCAGCCGAUGUUCGCCGGCAGCUGUUGCCGCACAGUCGCCAUGUGAAGGUGCCACGCCCUCGUCGCCGCCAUCUGACUCCUCGAACAAUUCGUCGCAUGUGCUGGCGCUCAACAUUAAGACCGAGUCGGUGAGUCGCUAA
Molecule: messenger RNA, 1476 nt
Organism: Drosophila albomicans
Lineage: Eukaryota; Metazoa; Arthropoda; Insecta; Diptera; Drosophilidae
Product: putative protein DDB_G0292252
Exons: 2
Coding region: 697-1476 (259 amino acids)
Source: RefSeq, a predicted model, not a curated record